CGCCGGAAAAAGCUUCUCUCCUUUACGGCGAAUCGCAGGCUCCGGGUGUGAGAUUGACUUGACAUAGACACUCUUAGUGUGAGGGACCGGGGCCGCCACCGCGGAUGGCGAGAGAUCUGAUUGGGCCGGCGCUACCGCCCGGCUUCAAGGCCAGCGGUUCAGCGGAGGACGAGGAGCGGGACCUCAGCCCGGUUGCAGGACCAGCUCUACCCCCUAAUUAUAAAAGCUGUAGUUCAGAGUCAUCAGACAGUGAUGAGGACAGUAGUUCUUUGUACGAAGAAGGAAAUCAAGAGUCUGAAGAAGAUGACACUGGUGCAACUGCAAGAAAACAGAGAAGACAUGAAGAUGAUGAUGAUGACGAUGAUGAAGGGUUUUUUGGACCAGCCCUUCCUCCUGGAUUUAAAAAGCAGGAUGAUUCUCCUCCAAGGCCUAUGAUAGGUCCUGCAUUACCACCUGGUUUUAUUAAAUCAACACAGAAAAGUGACAGAAGCAGAGAUGAUCCAGGACAAAUAUCAUCGUAUUUCAACUCCGAGAAGGAAACAGAGAGCAGUGAAGAAGAGGACAUUAUUGGACCGUUGCCUGCCAAAGGACCAGUGAACUCGAGUGUGGCGACAGAGUUUGAAAAAAGGGCUCAGAGAAUGAAAGAGAAACUGACGAAAGGAGACAACGACUCAUCUAAACCUAUUACAAGAGAGUCUUGGAUGACUGAGCUUCCUCCAGAAAUGAAAGACUUUGGUCUUGGGCCCAGAACUUUCAAGAGAAAAGCAGAUGACAAAUCUGGAGAUCGAUCAGUCUGGACAGAUACUCCAGCCGACAGAGAAAGGAAAGCUAAGGAGACACAAGAAGCAAGAAAGUCAUUCAGUAAGAAGGAUGAAGAACACACAUUGUCAGGAAGGGAGAAGAGGUUGGCCGAGCAGGUAUCCUCCUACAAUGAAUCAAAAAGAUCAGAAUCUCUUAUGGACAUUCAUCAUAAAAAAUUAAAGAAUAAGGCUGCUGAAGAUAAAAAUAAGCCCCAAGAAAGAAUACCAUUCGAUCGCGAUAAGGAUCUUAAAGUUCAUCGAUUUGAUGAAGCUCAGAAAAAAGCCCUGAUAAAGAAGUCUCGAGAACUAAACACCAGGUUUUCACAUGGCAAAGGCAAUAUGUUUUUAUAAGGGGAUUUCCCUGUGCAAUGAAGAAGCGUUGAAGAGUACUCUUUUUUUCCAGUCUGUUCACUUUUUUCCCUUUGUUUCGAGUUUCUUAAGAUUAGAGGAUUCCUUUAGUCUUAAAAAAGCAUACAGACUUCCCUUACUCUGCGCAUCUUUUAAAGUCAUGUGGAAACAUAAAAUCAGUGUGUCUUAUGCAGGGUACAAUUUUAAGUCUUGUGUUCUGAGGAAGUGUGGACUUUUAUUCAAAUAAUUGUUUUGAGGUUCCCCCCCUCACACUGCCUAAUUUUUGUGCUGUCUCACAAAUACCGUGUAAGGUCUAGACCGUCUAUCAAGUCUCUUCCACAGCUUGGACCCCCUCGUCAGAUAUUACUGACCUCGCGGGAGUGAGUGUGUCUGGUCCUCGCAAUAAAUCCAUGAAUUUGAAA
This is a messenger RNA of Phacochoerus africanus (Common warthog), 1570 nucleotides long. RefSeq names its product GPALPP motifs containing 1 (gene GPALPP1). The coding region runs from base 105 to 1151 and encodes 348 amino acids. NCBI's taxonomy places the organism in Eukaryota, Metazoa, Chordata, Mammalia, Artiodactyla, Suidae. The transcript is spliced from 9 exons. The record is from RefSeq and is a predicted model, not a curated record.